AUGUUAAUAUAUUCGCAAUAUCUUAUUAAAAAAUCUUCUUCAAUUAGAACUUCUCUAAAUUGUUGUUCUCAGAGUACAAAUUCAUCUCUUGCAUCAAUAUUAUUUCCAGAACCAAAACCAAUCGAUAAGAAUGAAACUCCAUCAUCAUCCUCAACAACAAAACAACAAGCUCAAAAUGUUGUUAGUUCAGCAGCUGAUGCAGCUGUUAAUGUACUUGGUGUGGGUUGGGGUGCACUAAGUGCGGUUAGUAAUCGUAUAACAGGUUUGACCAGUUCAUCAUCUAAAGAAUCAAUUACAAAUAAACAAUUAGAAUCAAUCGUACGUGUGAUUACACCUGAAAAUCUUGAACAACGAACAAAAUCUUUAAUAGAUUCAGUUAAAGCAGCAUCAUCAACAUUAUCACAAGCAACAAGAAUUGAAGAACUUUCAAAUUAUCUUCUUCAUCAACCUGAUGCAAAUUAUUUUACAAAAAAGCAACGUCUUGUACCAUAUUUAUUAUAUUUACGUCGACAAGAAUAUCAUAAACCUGCUAUUGAUAAAGCCUUUAUUGGUAUUAUUAAUGAAUGUCUCACUUUAGCAAAUUAUGUUCAAGCCCCAAGAGGAAAAGGUAUCCGAUUAUUAUCCAUUGAUGGUGGUGGAAUGAGAGGUCUUAUUUCAAUAAAUGCACUUCGCCGCAUUGAAGAUCUUGUUGGUGAACCAAUACAUACAAUGUUUGAUUAUAUGUGUGGAGUAUCAACGGGUGCUGUCAUAAUUGCAAUGCUCGGAGCAUUUAAAGUCGAUUUAAGUCAAUGUGAAGAAUUAUACAAACAUUUUAGUUCGACUGUUUUUCAUCGAAAUAAGGCAUUGGGUAUAAGUUCAUUAAUAACAAAUCAAUCAUAUUAUGAUACAAAAAGUUUUGAGAAUUAUUUAAGAUCUCGAAUGGGUGAACGGUUAAUGUUAAAAAGUUCUCUUCACGCUGAUUCACCAAAAUUCAGCAUAAUAUCUGCAUUGACACUUCCAAAUGGUUUCAAAUUAUUUUUAUUCCGUAAUUAUUCUAUAUUAAUGUCACCUCAUACACAUUAUGAUGGAACAUCAAAAUAUAAAGUAUGGGAAGCUGUACGUGCAUCAACUUGUGCUCCAGGAUAUUUUGAAGAAUAUUUACUUGAUGGAAAUGUAUUUCAAGAUGGUGGAUUAAUAGCAAAUAAUCCAACAAGUAUUGCUUUACAUGAAUGUAAAUUAUUAUGGCCUGAUGAGGAUAUUCAAUGUGUGGUAUCAUUAGGCAAUGGUAGACCAGCACCUGAUGUUGCAUUUCAAUCGAAAUCAAUGAGCUUAAGACAAAAGUUAUCAUCCUUAGUCGAUAGUGUUACAAAUACGGAAACAAUUCAUGUUUGUUUACACGAUCUUUUACCCACAAACAUUUAUUUUCGAUUAAAUCCAUUUAUGAGUUCAGAUUUUGUUUUGGAUGAACAUCGACCAGAACGUCUCGAACAAAUGUUACGUGAUACUCAAUCUUAUACACGUCAAAAUGAAUAUAAAUUCCUUAAACUUACUCAACAAUUAACAAAACUUCGAUCACCAUUUCGACGUUUCUUGGAUAAAUUAAAACAAUUACUUCGCAUAUAUACAUAG
Rotaria sp. Silwood2 is the source of this 1608-nucleotide messenger RNA. The record is from the annotation of a GenBank genome assembly. Lineage: Eukaryota; Metazoa; Rotifera; Eurotatoria; Philodinida; Philodinidae.